AUGGUUCGCUCACUGCUGAUCGCGGCCCUUGCCGCCUCCACCACGGCUCUGAGCAUCGCUCGGAAAGAAGCCCAGCAGCUCUAUACUAUAGAGCUUGCGCCCGGUGAGACCAGGGUUGUGACCGAGGCAGAGAAGUUCGCACUCAAGGCUGAGGGCAAGAACUUCUUCGAUAUCACUGACUACCAGGAGCUGUCGGACAUAGCUGCAUUCCGCGUCCAGGCAGAGCCAGCUGCCGUGACGUUCCCUGCAGCAGUGGCUCAGACUGCCGCCGUCAACGCGCUGCUGCCGUCGCUGAACAAGACCUUGAUGAAGACCAACCUCGAGACAUUCUCCAACUUCCAAAACCGCUACUACAAGUCAAGCUACGGCAAGGAGUCCUCCGCGUGGCUCGGCAACCUCGUCAACCAGACGAUUGCCAGCACCGGCGCCAAGGGUGUCACUGCCAAGUUCUUCCCCCACACCUGGGGCCAGAGCAGCAUCAUCGCCACGAUCCCUGGCAAGAGCGCGAAGACCAUCGUGCUCGGAGCUCACCAAGACUCCAUCAACCAGGCGAACCCGAUGAACGGACGUGCUCCUGGUGCUGACGACGAUGGAAGUGGCUCUGUCACGAUCCUCGAGGCCAUGCGUGUCCUCCUUAGCGACCCGAAGGUCGCCUCCGGCCAAGCUCCCCAGACGAUUGAGUUCCACUGGUACUCGGCUGAGGAGGGCGGUCUGCUCGGCAGCCAAGCCAUCUUCCAGAGCUACGCCAAGGCCGGCCGUGAUGUCAAGGCCAUGCUCCAGCAGGACAUGACUGGCUACGUCAAGCCUGGCAAGACCGAACAGAUGGGCAUCAUCACCGACAACGUUGACGUUCCCCUGACCAACUUCAUCAGAAAGGUCAUCAAGGCAUACGUCACAAUUCCCGUCGUUGACACCGAGUGCGGCUACGCUUGCUCCGACCACGCCUCUGCCACCAAGGCCGGCUACCCCGGCGCCAUGGUCUUCGAGUCUGCAUUCGAGGACCACUUGGCGAGCAUCCACACUGCUCAGGACACCAUGGCCAACGUCAACUUCGACCACGUGCUCCAGCACGCGCGCUUGAGUGUCGGAUCGGCGUACGAGCUCGGAUUUGCCUCCUUCUAG
Molecule: messenger RNA, 1122 nt
Organism: Neoarthrinium moseri
Lineage: Eukaryota; Fungi; Ascomycota; Sordariomycetes; Amphisphaeriales; Apiosporaceae
Exons: 4
Coding region: 1-1122 (373 amino acids)
Biological process (GO): proteolysis
Molecular function (GO): metalloexopeptidase activity
Source: RefSeq, a predicted model, not a curated record